AACGAGCACGUUGCCAGGAACCAGUCUAGGCAAGAAAAGAAGGACAGAUAGCGAAGGACGAAGAUGGCAGACCACAACACAAAUAACGAAGAAAAAACGCCACUAAACGAAGCAGCAGUGGACCCAGAUGUAGAUACUAAGGCACAGUUUGUAAAUGGAGGAAAAGUCGAACCACAUGUCGCCAUAGAAUGUGGAUCGGGAGACGACGUGAGUUUUACGGGAUUGGGGAAGGAGGAGUUGAUGCAAUAUGCAGAUGAUCCUUUCUGGAAAAGAGUACGACUUAUCCUCCUGAUCGUCUUCUGGGCGGGAUGGAUCGCUAUGCUGGUAGCGGCUAUCGUUAUCAUUGUCCUAGCCCCAAGAUGUCCCUACAGGCCCGACCAAAAGUGGUACGACAAAGAGAGCGUCUAUGAAAUCCUCUCAGAAUCUUUCCAGGACUCCAGCCCCAAGUCAGAUGGCGCGCAGAAGGAAGGAGAUGGAUAUGGAGAUAUUAAUGGUAUUGCAUCUCGUUUGAACUACCUUAAAGAUGAUGUCGGCAGUAAAGCUCUAUACAUCAACUCCAUGUAUGAGAGUGAUGAUAAUAGUCGCAUGGCAGUUGUUAACCACAAGAGUUUGGACAGCGUACUAGGAACCAUGGCAGACUUUGAUCAGCUCCGCAAAACCACUAAAAAGAUGGAAAUGCGCCUUAUCAUGGACUUCAUUCCUAACCACACUGGGAAAAAACAUGAAUGGUUUGUGAAGAGUCAGCAGAAAGAAGGGAAAUACACAGACUACUACGUCUGGGCUACAUGUAAUCCAAAUGACGGAACCUAUCCCAACAACUGGAUGAGUGUGAAAGGCAACAGAUCCUGGACAUAUGAUGCCACUAGAAAGGAAUGCUACCUCCAUCAACUGGAGAGCGACAAGCCAGAUCUGAACCUCUGGAACGCAGAUGUCAAGCAAGAAUUGGAGGGUAUCCUACGUUUCUGGCUGGACAAAGGAGUGGAUGGGUUCCAUGUCUUGAAUGCCGAGUAUUUGUAUGAGGAUGAAAGUCUUGCUGAUGAAAUUCUGAUGCCUGGAAAGUCGGGGAAUGCAUAUGAUGACUUUGAGCACAACCAAACUAUGAACCAUCCAGAGAAUCUGAAGCUUUUGACUGCCUGGAAAUCUGUCCUUGAGUCCUACAAUACCAAACCAGGCAGGGAAAAGGCCCUUAUUGUAACAGCUAAGGAUGAUUUGAACACCACCAUGCAGUACUUUGAUGCCGGAGCCACCAUUGUACGAGUCACCCCCUUUGCAGACAGCAGCGCAUCAUUGGCUGAAAGUAUUGAGACCAAACUUACAGACUCCAAUGCCAAGAGAAUUGGAUGGAUGUAUAGCAAUAAAGAUUCCAGUCGUCUUGCAAGCAAAGUCAAACCCGAAGUAGUGAAAGCUUUGCUAACUCUUCAAGCUACCUUGCCUGGAGUUUCUUUCAAUUACUAUGGAAACGAGAUAGGAAUGACUGACCAUCCAUCAUUACCAGUGCCAAAUAAAUACAGAACUCCCAUGCAGUGGAAUUCUAAGGGAACAGGGUUUUCAGAGCAUACCAAAUGGCUUGCACAAAAUCCCAACUUUGCGGAUGUCAAUGUUGAGUCGGAAAAAGCUGUGGGAGAUGAAUACACCACUCUGAAGGUCAUGGGAAGACUGUCAAAACUUCGUGAAAAUGAGUCCUUCCAGUGGGGAGUUAUGAAUGUUUUCAGAGAUAAGGAUCUCAUAAUGUUCACAAGAAAGGCAGAGGGAUUUCCAGGCUAUCUGGUUGCCAUGAAUCUUGGAUCCAAGAGGGUUACAGAGUCUUUCCAUGGGGCCACUGGAAUCCCCAAGGAGGUUAAGGUGGUGUUCCACACCCACAAGGAUGAUAACACUGCCAUCAAUCUGUCUGACAACUCCUACAUUCUGGAAGCAAAUCAUGCAAUCAUUUUGGAAUAUGCCUAAAUUUGUAUUUUCUAUUGCAAUUUUCUAGAAACCAAUUUUUUUUUUCAUUAAUAUAUUUAUUUAAAAAAUUUUCUUUGGAAAUUUGUACUUAAAAUGCAUGAAGAGUGCAAAAAAUAAAAGUAAUGGAAUGAAAAAUUCAAACAAAUUGCAUCAAUUUUCAGGAAAUAAAUAUUUGGCAGUAA
Saccostrea cuccullata (small rock oyster) is the source of this 2126-nucleotide messenger RNA. RefSeq names its product amino acid transporter heavy chain SLC3A1-like. The record is from RefSeq and is a predicted model, not a curated record. Gene Ontology annotation, cellular component: basolateral plasma membrane; apical plasma membrane. Gene Ontology annotation, molecular function: aromatic amino acid transmembrane transporter activity; L-leucine transmembrane transporter activity; L-alanine transmembrane transporter activity. Bases 64 to 1944 code for a protein of 626 amino acids. The transcript has 8 exons. Gene Ontology annotation, biological process: phenylalanine transport; L-leucine import across plasma membrane; L-alanine import across plasma membrane. NCBI's taxonomy places the organism in Eukaryota, Metazoa, Mollusca, Bivalvia, Ostreida, Ostreidae.